Seriola dumerili (greater amberjack) is the source of this 2111-nucleotide messenger RNA. It is a transcript of the gene hsd3b1, whose product is annotated as 3 beta-hydroxysteroid dehydrogenase/Delta 5-->4-isomerase-like. The record is from RefSeq and is a predicted model, not a curated record. Bases 277 to 1401 code for a protein of 374 amino acids. The transcript is spliced from 3 exons. Gene Ontology annotation, biological process: steroid biosynthetic process. Lineage: Eukaryota; Metazoa; Chordata; Actinopteri; Carangiformes; Carangidae. Gene Ontology annotation, molecular function: 3-beta-hydroxy-Delta5-steroid dehydrogenase (NAD+) activity.
UUAUCCCUGUUAUUCACACUGUCUUAGGGCAAAUAAUUUUUUCUCGUAACCUCUUUGGGCUUACAAAAAGAGGAAGGACUGAGGCUGGGAGGGCUAAAGGUGCUGUCACUCUCCCACAGACAGAACCUAAAACAUUCACAAACACAAAAGUUGUAUCCUUCUUUUUUUCACUUUGAGCUUUUUCUUAUGAGAAGGCUCUUCUAGAGGUCUCUGACAGAGGACCAUUGGAAAAGAAAGGAGUUUUUUGUCUUCACAUUGAGAUAGAAUUACCUUGCGAUGUCUCUGAGGGGUGAUGUGUGUGUGGUGACGGGAGCCGGUGGAUUCCUGGGAAAGAGACUGGUGAGGCUGCUGCUGGAGGAGGAGAAAGUGGCUGAGAUUCGAAUGCUGGACAAACAUGUGCAGCCACAAAUUUUACAGAACCUGGAAGAUUGUAGAGGCAACACGAAGCUGAGUGUUUUUGAGGGAGACAUCAGGGACAGUGAUUACGUGAAGAAAGCCUGUCGAGGUGCAUCAAUCGUCUUCCACAUCGCCUCCAUCAUUGAUAUUAUUGAAGCAGUGGAGUACAGUGAGAUAUAUGGGGUCAAUGUCAAAGGAACGCAGGUGCUUCUGGAAGCAUGUAUCCAGGAGAACGUGGUGUCCUUCAUCUACACCAGCACCAUUGAGGUGAUGGGACCAAAUUCCAAGGGUGAACCCAUAAUUAACGGCAAUGAAGACACAAUUUAUGACUGCACUCUAAAGUUUUCCUACAGCAAGACCAAAAAGGAGGCUGAGCAGAGAACCCUGCAGGCCCACGGCGAGGUGCUCCAAAACGGAGGCCGACUGGCUACCUGCGCCCUCAGACCUAUGUACAUCUUUGGGGAGGGCUGCCGCUUCCUGCUGGGCCACAUGGGCGACGGGAUACGAAACAAAGAUGUUCUGUAUCGAAUGUCUCUUCCGAAGGCCCUUGUAAAUCCUGUCUAUGUGGGCAACGUGGCUACGGCUCACCUCCAAGCAGCUCGUAGCCUCAAAGAUCCACAAAAAAGAAAUGCUAUUGGAGGAAAGUUUUACUUCAUUUCUGACGACACACCACAUGUGAGUUACUCAGACUUCAACCAUGUUGUUAUGUCGCCUCUUGGCUUCGACAUUCAAGAGAAACUCGUGGUGCCGCUAAGCGUCUUCUAUGUAGUCUGUUUCAUUAUGGAGUUCCUGUGCAUGAUGCUCCGACCUUUCAAACGCAUCGUCCCGCCACUGAACCGGCAGCUCCUCACCAUGUUGAACACACCGUUCACCUUCUCCUAUCAGAGAGCUAAGAGGGACUUGGGAUACAGCCCCAGAUACAGCUGGGAGGAAGCACGCAAACGCACCAUUGAAUGGCUCGCCUCAGAGUUGCCAAAAGAGAGGGAACGAAUAAGAGCUAUAUAAUCAAUGAAAACCUGUUAGCAUUAUAUCAACCCUGUCUCCUAGCAUUUAUGUUUAUAAUUAAUUUGCAACAGCAAAUAUGUUUUGAAGGAAACAUUAUUGUAAUCGGAUUGCAUUUAUGUUGUUAACUUACAUAUUUGGUAAGUCUCAAAUAUGUUGUAAAAUGUUCACAAACAAAGUAUUUGUUUCACGCCAAGAGGAUUUUUGACCAAAAAUAGCAAAAUAAAAUAAGUAUUUUGCUAUUAUGGUUUAUGUCUGUUUGGAUAACACCAUUUUCCCGCAGUUAUAGAAAGCAGUAAAAACAUGUUUAGUGAAGGUAUAUGUGAAGCAAUAAACCAUCAAAAACAUGGAGCUCAUCGCCAUUAAAAGUUUCUUAAAGGCAAUAUGUGUGAAACUUUUAUGUUGUUAUAGCAUGUCUCAGAUUAUUCUAAUGAGUUUAGGAUAUUGUAGGUUUGUUCAUACUCCGACAAGGAGUCACCAAAGAUUCCUACACGUUUAACUGUAGAUCAGCUGCAUGUCUUCUUUGUCUCUUCACAUCCAGAUAAUUACUUCAACCUGAUUAACUUAACCACAUGAGGGAGAUGAAAAUAGGACUCACAACACACUAAAAGCAUAAAAAAAAAAUGAUGAAAGUUCAGUAUCAUCUGUUGUACCUGUGCUGUAACGCUUUGUAUGUAUAUGGUAUGUAUGUACAGUAUGCUAUUAAAGUUUAU